Messenger RNA from Rhodamnia argentea, 1411 nucleotides. RefSeq names its product probable bifunctional methylthioribulose-1-phosphate dehydratase/enolase-phosphatase E1. The record is from RefSeq and is a predicted model, not a curated record. Gene Ontology annotation, molecular function: magnesium ion binding; acireductone synthase activity. Lineage: Eukaryota; Viridiplantae; Streptophyta; Magnoliopsida; Myrtales; Myrtaceae. Bases 153 to 1322 code for a protein of 389 amino acids. The transcript has 9 exons.
CCUCCACUAGACUUCCGACCUUCGGUCACAGCACAAGCGCACGGCAAUGGCGUAUUGCAACUAUUGAUAAAAGCACCAAUGAAUGUUCGAAAUAUCCUCAGUUCGUCCUAACACUCAGUCUUCUCCUCUCUCUCUCUCUCUAGAGAACGGCAAUGGCGAGUUCACCGGUGGUGUCGCUGAACGGAGUGAUGGCUGGACGAGCGUCUCUGGGGUACAUGGAGAGUAAAGCACCGAUGAAGUUGAAGCUCUGCCGACGAUUCUGCACCCUCGGAUGGGCGUCGAGCGCGGGUGGAAGCAUCGCUGCUGAAGUUCACCGCGACUCCGUUCCGAGGUCGAACCGCCUUAUUGCCAUGGGACGUCAUUCUGGUGUUCGGAAGGAGAGAGUAGUGCCAGAGUACACGUAUGGAUUGUCUGCUAAUGGAUCAGUCCUGCCUUUGCCGUCUCCUAAGCGAUACUCUAGUGAACCUACAAGGUGUACGGGUUGCCUUCCUUUUUCCUUGAAGACUGGCAGAGGACUCGCAGAUUAUGCAAACAUAAGCACAUAUGUGAAGGCUGGGGCUCUUAAUUCAAAUAACCCCACUGAACCAUUGCCACGCUGUGUUGUUCUAGACAUUGAGGGAACCACUACGCCGAUAUCAUUUGUCACUGAUGUUCUCUUCCCAUAUGCUCGGGAUAAUGUCGGGAGACAUUUGUCUGCGACAUUUGAAUCUCCAGAGACUCGUGAUGACAUUAAGUUACUUCGUUCCCAGGUCGAAGAUGACUUAAAACAAGGUGUUCAAGGUGCUGUGCCCAUCCCAGCUGAUGAGGCAGGGAAGGAACAAGUCAUAGCUGCUUUAGUUGGUAACGUGGAAGCUAUGAUAAAAGCUGAUCGCAAGAUCACUGCCUUAAAGCAAUUGCAAGGUCACAUUUGGCAGACAGGCUUUGAGAACAAUGAAUUGGAGGGAGUGGUUUUUGAGGACGUACCAAAGGCUCUCACGAAUUGGAACAGUUUGGGCAUAAAGGUUUAUAUAUAUUCCAGUGGUAGCAGGUUGGCACAAAGGCUUAUAUUUGGCAAAACAAAUUAUGGUGAUUUAAGAAAGUACUUGUGUGGAUUUUUUGACACCAAUGUUGGGAAUAAGAAGGAAACACAAAGUUACAUUGAGAUCUCAGAGUCAUUGGGAGUUGAUAAACCUUCGGAUGUGUUGUUUCUUACAGAUGUUUAUCAAGAAGCUGUCGCUGCCAAGGAUGCAGGUUUGGAGGUGCUGAUCUCAGUCCGACCAGGAAAUGGACCUCUUCCAGAAAAUCACGGUUUCAACACAAUAAGUUCAUUCUUGGAAAUCUGAUAGCACAUGAGUUGUAACUAUAUCACAUGUUACAUGAUACUGGCGAUUGUAAGUGCAACUAUCCAAAUAGUUGAUUAAUUAUUUUUCUU